AAUAAAAGUUGGCUUCUUUCUUUCCAUACUCAUAAAGAAAAACCCACUAUAGAGGCAUACCUUUCCUCUCUUCUAAACCUACCCACACCCCCUUCUUUCUCACUAAGUUUCGCAUCCCCAUCUCCUUAAUCACCAAGAAAAUUAGCCCUAUUCGUUUGCCUACAUAUUUGAAUGUUGUAUCACUGUCCCCUUCUUAUCUAUUCUUGAAGAAGUAUUCCAUCUCAAAAUCCCAUAUCUCAAUCCAAGUUGUUAAAAAAAAAUAGAAAAUCAAAGAAAGAAAAGAUGAGUGCUGAUUGGGGACCAGUUGUUGUAGCAGUGGCUUUGUUCAUCCUAUUGUCACCAGGGCUAUUAUUCCAGCUACCAGCAAGAACAAGGGUUGUAGAAUUUGGGAACAUGAAUACAAGCGGGAUUGCUAUUUUGAUUCAUGCUGUAAUAUACUUUUGCAUAGUCACCAUUUUGAUUGUUGCUAUUGGUAUUCACAUACAUGUUAAUUAAUUCAUUCCAAAAACUUGUCAGGUUUUUCCAUUUUUCUUCUUUUUUCUCUAUUCGUCUUCCCUGAUUUGAUCUGACAGCAUGUUAGCCGCUUCUGUAAGUCCAAAGCUAUGAAUUCUGAAAGCAAAGUCAAUCACUUCUACUCGCA
Molecule: messenger RNA, 640 nt
Organism: Ricinus communis (castor bean)
Lineage: Eukaryota; Viridiplantae; Streptophyta; Magnoliopsida; Malpighiales; Euphorbiaceae
Exons: 1
Coding region: 283-495 (70 amino acids)
Source: RefSeq, a predicted model, not a curated record